AUGGAGCCAAAGGAAGCCCCUGGGAAAGAAAGCAUGGGCACCAAGAAAAGGAAUCUGACCUUCUUGAGGCCCAGGCUCUAUAUGCUGGAGAGAAGGAAGACGGACACUGUGGUUGAGAGCAGUGCUUCUGGGGACCACUCUGGUUCCUUGAGGAGAAGCCAGUCUGACAGGACCGAAUACAACCAGAAAUUACAAGAAAAGAUGACUCCACAGGCCAGGGGUUCUGCAGCUGAGACCUUAACUCAGGAGGAGGAGCAUCAGAUGCAGAGAAUGAUGGCAAAGCGUUUGAGAAUCAUCAAGGAGCUGAUACAGACAGAAAACGACUAUCUCAAUGAUCUAGAGCUGUGCAUUAGGGAAGUGGUUCAGCCCUUGAGAAAUAAACAGAUUGGUCGGCUGGAUGUGGAUAGCUUGUUCAGCAACAUUGAAUCCGUGCAUCAGAUAUCGGCCAAGCUGCUGUCAUUGUUGGAAGAGGCCACAACAGACGUGGAACCGGCCAUGCAAGUUAUCGGUGAAGUAUUCUUACAAAUUAAAGGGCCGCUGGAGGAUAUUUAUAAGAUCUAUUGCUACCACCACGACGAAGCUCACAGUGUACUGGAGUCCUAUGAAAAGGAUGGAGAGCUGAAGCAACAUCUGAGCCACUGUAUCCAGUCCUUAAAGAAAAUAUAUAUGCAAGAAGGCAAACCAAACUUACUGGACAUGGGCUCCUUGAUGAUCAAACCAAUUCAGCGUGUGAUGAAAUACCCACUAUUAUUGUGUGAACUUCGAAAUUCCACCCCUCCCUCUCACCCAGACUUUAGAGCACUGGAGGAUGCCUUUGCUGCGGUGAAAGACAUUAACGUAAAUAUCAAUGAACUGAAAAGACGGAAAGAUUUAGUUCUAAAGUACAAGAAGAAUGAUGAGGAUGAAUCACUUAAAGAUAAAUUGUCUAAACUAAAUAUUCAUUCAAUUAGCAAGAAAUCCAAAAGAGUGACAAAUCAUCUAAAGAUUCUGACCAGAGGAGAAUCACAGGUGAAAGACAAUACCUUCAAUAGAGAAGAAAAGCUAUUUAGAUCUUUAGAAAAGACUGUGAGACAUUGUGUGAAGAACAUAUCAUUCUGUCUUCAACACAUACAGGACGCCCUGCCCGUAGCUCUGCAGAGUGUAAUGGAACUGCAGAAGAUUUCAUGCAACAAAGAUGAGCAGGAGAAAGGCUUUUCAGAGGCCCCAACUAAUGCUCCAAAUCCCUGUGAUGACUUUGCAGCCCACUUACAGAGGUUCAUCCUGACACCCCUGUCAGCCCUGCUGUCGUUAUUCCCAGGGCCUCAAAAGCUCAUCCAGAAACGCUAUGACAAGCUGCUAGACUACAACAGCCACCUAAGACGGGCAGCGGGAGACGAGUCCGACUUGGCUAAAAAGGAAUAUGAGGCUCUCAAUGCCCAGCUUGUGGAGGAGCUCCAGGUGUUCAACCAGGCCGCUCGGAAGAUUCUGUCCAACUGCCUGAGCAGUUUCCUCACCCUCCUCAGAGACCUGAUGCUCAUGGCACAGCGGCUUUAUGCCACAGAGGGGUCGGUACCACUUUUGGCUUCAAGCAUCUCUGAAAUUCAGAAUCAAGUUUUAGAAGAGGUUCAAAAUCUGAAUUUUGUAAAGGACAACAGUGUCACCUUUAUUGAGAGGAAACUUAGUUUUGAAAAGAAGAAGCCUGUGCAAAUUCUGCCAGAAGUGCCACGUCAAACUGACAUUCACCGCUCCAAACUUCUAUCCACAUACAGUUCAGAGGAAAUCUAUCAAGCUAAGCGCAAGUGCAAUGCCACACAAGAAUAUGACAUCAAUCUUCUGGAAGGGGAGUUGGUGGCUGUGAUGGAACAGAAAGAUCCACUGGGGAGUACAAGCAGGUGGCUUGUUGAUACAGGAAUUAUAAAAGGAUAUGUGUAUUCCUGCUUCCUAAAACCCUACAAUCCAGCAAAAGUGCAGAAGGAGGAUGCUGAGAACAGGUUCUGUGAUGAUGAUUUUGAUAACAUCAGCCUCUUUGUGUCUUCACGGCCAGCUAGCGACAGUGUCACAGGCACCCCGGAGGGUAGCGUAAGUGAUAGCAGCUCGUCUCUUAGUGGCGCAUAUGGGAAGUUUGAAACAAAUGGCACUGAUGUUGACAGUUUUCAAGAGGUAGAUGAUCAGAUUUUCUAUGCAGUUCAUGCCUUUCAAGCACGAAGUGACCAUGAACUCAGCCUUCAGGAAUACCAAAGAGUCCAUAUAAUUAGAUUCUGUGACCUAAGUGGCAAUAAAGAAUGGUGGCUAGCUGAAGCUCAAGGGCAGAAAGGGUAUGUGCCAGCUAACUACCUUGGGAAGAUGACUUAUGCUUAAGAAAAUAAGUCUUUUGACAUUUUUUUUCUGGCAAGUUGUUGAUCGACUACCUCAUAAAACUGACAUUACAAAAUGCUGACCUAGAAAUGAAGAACCCUCCAGACUAUGUGAACUGAUACUGUAUCAGGUUUUAAGGAAGAUGUGCUUCCUAAGAAGAUUAUUUCAAUUGUAUUAUGCAGAAUAAAUGUUGAAGGAAACACUAACCAACAGAAACAGCAAGACAACCCAAGUUCCAACUGUCAAUUACUUAAAAGUGGAGAUCUUUGAAAGGGUAAAUGUGAUUUUUAUCAUAAAAGAUUGGCUCUAAGGAUAAGAUUUUUUUCAAUUUGCCAUAUUUUAUUUUACUCCAUUACAUAUCUUAUCUCAAGUAUUUUUUGGUUUUCAUAUUUGUCUCUUUUGCAUAUACAUGCAUGUAUAUACAUACACACAUAUAUGCCAUAUUGAUUAUAGUUUAUACAUGUGUACUAUAUGAUAUAUAGUAUCAUAUAUAGCAUAGUGUGUAUAUAUAUGUAUAUAUACACAUAGAUAUACAUACAUGCAUACUAAAGAGUAUACUAAAUAUACAACCAGGAAUUGAUUAAUUAGCAGCCAUCUUUGAUGUGAUCCUCUUUUCAAUGUUUUGAAAGGAAAAAAACCUGAUCAACAUGAUAAUAUUAUAUUUUAUUGAAUGAAUACAUGCCAGACAUUGUCCUAAAUGUUUUAUAUGUGGUAACUUAUUUGAUACACCAUUAUGAGGGCACUGUAGCCAAAGGAGGUUAAGUAAUUCAGCCCAGGUCACAUUGCCAGUAUAAGCAGCAGGACUGGGAUUCAAACCUGUCGGGUUCUGGGGUCCAUACUUCUAACUACUACAAUGUACCAGCCCUCCAGGAGUGUAUACAUUUGUGAUUACAAAUUACAUUGCAAAGCAUUUAGUUAUAUAAAUAGUGGACGCUGAUGAGGAACAUUUUCUUCUCAGAUUCACAUGUAAGUUUGAACUAUUGAGAAGUUUUUCAAAAUCACGGGCUAAAAAGAACUUCCAUAUAGCCUAUAGAAAAUGAAGUAUCUAGGUUUGCUAUUUUUAUUGUUUUGCUCAAACAUUGAAGUAUAAUUAUUUUAAAACAAUCCUACAUGAUUGCUCUUGAUACGUGAAUGAGGAAAUAUUUUUGGAUCGCUCAAUCAUUUGGAUGAUGAAAGGGGAAUGCAUUCCAUAUUGAGCCAAGAUGUAAAUAUUUUUAGUUACUGAUUUUUACAUAGAUAAGGCACGCAUUGAAGAUAACGUUUUCUGUAACACAAUGUCCUGGUACACUAAACAUUCAUCUGGAAAUAGCUCAGAAUUGUCCUCUACGAGUUCAGGCAUAUUUUGUCAAAGCAUUUUAUUUAACUAAAGAUGCUUCUUUGGAAUAGAAAAAAGAUUACGUUUAGUGGUUUCAUUUAAAAACCAAAAUAAAGUGGACUUUCAUUGUCCAUAUAAAAUGUGUUAAUAUGGCAUUACAAUUUAAGAUUAGAUCUCUAUAAUGUAUAUUGUUACAUAUAUUACUAAGGAAUAAAAUAAUGAAGACUGCUGCUUUUCAGAGGGCUACUGGCUUUAACAUAACAUAUAAGACAUGUACAACAGAAAUUCAUAAUACAUUUACAUGACAGAAGAAUUUACAUUUUACAGCAUUGUUUCUAAAAUUCUUAAACUAAAAAUGGUUUCCUAAGGUUCUACUGAUAAAUUGUUUUUCCGUAAAAGGUCUUUUUAUGUCUUUUAAAUAGUCCUUUGUACCCAAUAGUGAAACAUAAGUAAAUUCCAGUUUGCCUAGGGUAAAGCAAAAAGAAAUCCAAAUUUGCUACCUGUGGAAACUAUGAACAUGCCCAAACCAAAAUAAUGGGGAAAUUAUACAUAUGUGUGUGUAUAUGUAUAUAUAUAUUUAAAUUAGUUGUGACCUUAAUAUUCUCCCCAAAAUGAGAAUUACAUAAGUAUAACAUGUUUGUUUUUCUAGCUGAAAUAAACCACUAGAUGUAUAUGAAAGUUCUGUCUACUUGUGUGGUCCUAGGAUUGAUGCUUCCUGUCUGACCUUUGAAGAAACACACCACUAAAUUCACAACUGCAGUUAGUUGCUGAGCAAGUUGUAAUGAAGCCACCUACUGCAGUCCACCAUUAUUGUGAACAUAUAUUACUAUAAAACUGUUGCAGCUAUUUUUAAAAUACACCUACAUUUCAUUUCCCUUUUAGGUUUUUUUCUUUUAAUAUUAUACAAUAUCCUCAUUUUCUGAGUAUGUUGUUUAAAAUCAAAUAAUUGUAAUUCUGAGGUCAGACAUUAUUUUCUUGGGCCUAAAGGAAAUAAAAUCCCAAGAUAGUUAUGAUGUGAAAAAGUCUUCAAGAAGUUUAGAAAGAUGUAACAAUGUCAUCAGCAAUUUUAAUUAAGGUGAUGUAUACUAAUGUAAUUAUUUAUAUGUUUUUAAAGUAAAUGCUAUUGUACAGUACAGGAUUUUUUGAAUUUUUUUCAAGAAUGAAGGGGAAAUUUUGUGGUUGUUUUUCUCUGUAAAACAAAUAAAGUGUAUGUAAACAUUUUAUUUGGUAUUUAUUUUUAAAUACAGAUGCUCUAGACUAAUAUUAUACAUAACAAAGUUUAGAAAUUCUAAAAAAUCCAGUAAUAAAAAAUUACCAUGAGUCCUUAAAUUAAGAGAAAAAAUCAAAAAGCCACUACUUGAACAUUCUUUAUAUUUCAAGAAAAUAUCUUCUUUUAGUAUUCAUUAUAUAAAAUAAUUCUAUGAAGGUUGAGUUGUACAAAAGAAAUAUAAUGAAGUUAAUCAUAUAAAUGCAGCGUUGUGAACUACUUCAAGUGCUAAUAUAUUCCAUAUUUUGUCUAAAAUAUAACUUGGAUUUUUAGAGAUGGCUAUAAGUCCCUGUCACAUUUGUGAGGAAUAGUUGCAGAUGAUUUAAAAAAUUAGUGUUUUCACUACUGAAACUCUUCACUUUUCCCAUAAACUUCACAGAUAUGUCGAGUGGAAAAAUCUCUCAAAGCAAUGUGACUGAAGAGAAGAAAUCUUUAUAUUCUAAGAUCGCAGGAAAAUCACUUUAUUUAAAUCCUGUUUGUCCUAACUAUGG
Molecule: messenger RNA, 5407 nt
Organism: Manis javanica (Malayan pangolin)
Lineage: Eukaryota; Metazoa; Chordata; Mammalia; Pholidota; Manidae
Gene: ARHGEF38
Product: Rho guanine nucleotide exchange factor 38
Cellular component (GO): cytoplasm
Molecular function (GO): protein binding; guanyl-nucleotide exchange factor activity
Source: RefSeq, a predicted model, not a curated record